AUGGCAUAUCAUAGUUCCAACAUGGCAUAUCAUAGUUCCAACAUGGCAUAUUGUAGUUCCAACAUGGCAUAUCAUAGUUCCAACAUGGCAUAUUAUAGUUCCAACAUGGCAUAUCAUAGUUCCAACAUGGCAUAUUGUAGUUCCAACAUGGCAUAUUGUAGUUCCAACAUGGCAUAUCAUAGUUCCAACAUGGCAUAUUGUAGUUCCAACAUGGCAUAUCAUAGUUCCAACAUGGCAUAUUGUAGUUCCAACAUGGCAUAUCAUAGUUCCAACAUGGCAUAUCAUAGUUCCAACAUGGCAUAUGAUAGUUCCAACAUGGCAUAUCACAGUUCCAACAUGGCAUAUGAUAGUUCCAACAUGGCAUAUUAUAGGUCCAACAUGGCAUAUUAUAGUUCCAACAUGGCAUAUUAUAGUUCCAACAUGGCAUAUUAUAGUUCCAACAUGGCAUAUCAUAGUUCCAACAUGGCAUAUCAUAGUUCCAACAUGACAUAUCAUAGUUCCAAUAUGGCAUAUUAUAGUUCCAACAUGGCAUAUUAUAGUUCCAACAUGGCAUAUCAUAGUUCCAACAUGACAUAUCAUAGUUCCAACAUGGCAUAUCAUAGUUUCAACAUGGCAUAUUAUAGUUCCAACAUGGCAUAUUAUAGUUCCAACAUGGCAUAUUAUAGUUCCAAUAUGGCAUAUUAUAGUUCCAACAUGGCAUAUUAUAGUUCCAACAUGGCAUAUGAUAGUUCCAACAUGGCAUACCAUAGUUCCAUGGCAUAUGAUAGUUCCAACAUGGCAUAUGAUAGUUCCAACAUGGCAUAUCACAGUUCCAACAUGGCAUAUCAUAGUUCCAACAUAGCAUAUCAUAGUUCCAACAUAGCAUAUCAUAGUUCCAACAUGGCAUAUCAUAGUUCCAACAUAGCAUAUCAUAGUUCCAACAUGGCAUACCAUAGUUCCAACAUGGCAUAUCACAGUUCCAACAUGGCAUAUCAUAGUUCCAACAUGGCAUAUCAUAGUUCCAACAUGGCAUAUCAUAGUUCCAACAUGGCAUAUCAUAGUUCCAACAUGGCAUAUCAUAGUUCCAACAUGGCAUAUUAUAGUUCCAACAUGGCAUAUCAUAGUUCCAACAUGGCAUAUCAUAGUUCCAACAUGGCAUAUCAUAGUUCCAACAUGGCAUAUCAUCGUUCCAACAUGGCAUAUCAUCGUUCCAACAUAGCAUAUCAUAGUUCCAACAUAGCAUAUCAUAGUUCCAACAUGGCAUAUCAUAGUUCCAACAUGGCAUGUCAUAGUUCCAACAUGGCAUAUCAUAGUUCCAACAUGGCAUAUCAUAGUUCCAACAUGGCAUAUCACAGUUCCAACAUGGCAUAUGAUAGUUCCAACAUGGCAUAUCAUAGUUCCAACAUGGCAUAUCAUAGUUCCAACAUGGCAUAUCAUAGUUCCAACAUGGCAUAUCAUAGUUCCAACAUGGCAUAUCAUAGUUCCAACAUGGCAUAUCAUAGUUCCAACAUGGCAUAUCAUAGUUCCAACAUGGCAUAUCAUAGUUCCAACAUGGCAUAUCAUAGUUCCAACAUGGCAUAUCAUAGUUCCAACAUGGCAUAUCAUCGUUCCAACAUGGCAUAUCAUCGUUCCAACAUGGCAUAUCAUAGUUCCAACAUAGCAUAUCAUAGUUCCAACAUGGCAUAUUAUAGUUCCAACAUGGCAUAUCAUAGUUCCAACAUGGCAUAUCAUAGUUCCAACAUAGCAUAUCAUAGUUCCAACAUGGCAUAUCAUAGUUCCAACAUGGCAUAUCAUAGUUCCAACAUAGCAUAUCAUAGUUCCAACAUGGCAUAUUAUAGUUCCAACAUAGCAUAUCAUAGUUCCAACAUGGCAUAUUAUAGUUCCAACAUGGCAUAUCAUAGUUCCAACAUGGCAUAUCAUCGUUCCAAUAAGGCAUGCAAUUAG
Molecule: messenger RNA, 1923 nt
Organism: Procambarus clarkii (red swamp crayfish)
Lineage: Eukaryota; Metazoa; Arthropoda; Malacostraca; Decapoda; Cambaridae
Source: RefSeq, a predicted model, not a curated record